Paramecium tetraurelia is the source of this 600-nucleotide messenger RNA. RefSeq lists its product as uncharacterized. The record is from RefSeq and is a predicted model, not a curated record. NCBI's taxonomy places the organism in Eukaryota, Ciliophora, Oligohymenophorea, Peniculida, Parameciidae. The transcript has 4 exons.
AUGGGAAAUUGUUCAGCCGAAAACAUUUAGCAAUACGAGAAUGUAGAGUUCACAGAAGGAGAUACAUAUGAAGGAGAGAUGGAGAACGGAUUUGCAGAGGGCUGGGGUGUAUAUACAAGAAAGAAUGGAGAUCAAUAUAUUGGUUGGUGGCAUAAUGGGUUUUAGCAUGGGAUUGGCAGAGAAAUAUUUGCUGAUAAAACAGAGUAUGAUGGAACAUUCGUAAAGGGGAAGAAACAUGGCAAAGGAAAAAUUACAUUUCCAGAUGGAUCAUCUUAUGAAGGAUAAUUUUAAAAAGAUAGUUUUUCUGGGGAAGUUAAUUGGUACAAUAAUUUUAUAAUUAAGUUUGGUAAGUGGAUUGAUAAUAGAAAAGAAGGCAGUGCAUAGAUAGUAUUCGAAAAUGGUAACAUAUUUGAAUGCUAAUACAAAAAUGAUAAGAAAAAUGGGGAAGGCCUAUUCAAGUGGCCAGAUGGAUGUAGGUUUUAAAGUAACUGGGUAGAUGGAUAACUGUAAGGGGAAUCAAAAUUGAUAGAGAAUGGCAUCAUGACAAUAGGGGAAUGGUUAAACAAUAAAUGCGUGAAGUGGGAAUAAUUGAAUGAUUGA